AUGGAGAAACGAUCUCUCAAGGGCAAGAAGCCAGCGCCCAGGCGCAUGACCGAUUCCAGGCGUGAGCAAAACCGGAUAGCCAGUCGCAACUACCGCGAAAAGCGGAGGCAGAAGCUGGAAUUGUUAGACCAGUUCCUCGGCCCCGGUCCUGGUCUUGAAAGUUCUAGUCACAAUACUUCUGUAGAUAAAAACGACCACGAGAGCGAGCCAGUCAUAUCACAGUCGGUAAUAAAUCACAUCGACCCUGCCGUGGACGUGGAUCUCGGUAUCGAUGAGUAUGUCGUACCGGGACACAACACCAGUUUUCAGCCAACACCCUUCAUCACCGACAACUGGAGUAGUCUCUCCGUCACAACUCGUUUCACUUCGGCCGCCGUGUUUAAUGACACGUCUGGGCCCUUGACGAUGAAUAGCAAUCCAUCCCAGGCAAUACUCCGAUCACAAUCUAACCCAACGCAGACUAUCCCAGACCCUCCUCUCUCUCCGCAAGUAGACGAGUCAAUUGACAAUGAUGAAUCUCUCCGUCAAGUUUUACAAGGGGUUAACAAUCUCUCUGUAAACCAAAAACGAGUCCUCAUCCAGCUCCUUCAACAACAGACACAAGAUGCUACCACCACGUCAUCACCAUCGCCCUAUUUCGCACCAUAUCCCCAAUACCCGUUCAAUAAUAACAACUCCGCCUUCUCUCUGUCUAACAAUACCCCGCUCUCCACGAGACUGCAAACCGAGGCAUUGAAAUUCUCCCUCGCUCUUAGUUUAACUGCAACUGCGGGCCCGUGUCAAAGUCCCAGCCAAUACGCCAUGAGUGCUGGCCUCUUCAGUGCCCUCUUUGCCAACUGCUACGCCCUCGGUAUGUGCGAUGUUCAGCCUCUCCUCACCGACGAGGGCUGGAGCGUGUUUGGUCUUGGACCCGAACUCGGCUAUCACCCGUCCCAACUCUCGGUCGUCAGGGCGAAGUUCCGUAAUCUGGCACCGGACCUACAGCCUUGUGAUUUACAACUUACCUUUGCUCAUCAUCCCUACAUAGACGUUCUACCAUUCAAAUCACUGCGCAAAAAUAUUAUCAAAGCUCUGGAUCACGAACAACUAACCAUUGAUGAGGAUGAGCUCUGCCAUGACCUUCUUAGCGGGCUAGUAUGCUGGGGCUCUCAGCAGAGCACAAUCGGCAUGGGCGCUGCCGUACCUUGGGAUGUCCGCUGCUGGGAGCCUAGUGUUUGGUUCCUACACAAAUACCGCAAUUUCGUUGGAGGUUGGGACGAUGAGAUGUGGAAGGGAGCGCGAUGGUGGCAUAAUAUGCGCGGUGAGCGCAUCCAGGCUUCCCCUCAAACGGCGCCGUUGUCGUAA
Ilyonectria robusta is the source of this 1344-nucleotide messenger RNA. RefSeq lists its product as uncharacterized. Gene Ontology annotation, biological process: regulation of DNA-templated transcription. The coding region runs from base 1 to 1344 and encodes 447 amino acids. Gene Ontology annotation, molecular function: DNA-binding transcription factor activity. The record is from RefSeq and is a predicted model, not a curated record. NCBI's taxonomy places the organism in Eukaryota, Fungi, Ascomycota, Sordariomycetes, Hypocreales, Nectriaceae. The transcript is spliced from 3 exons.